AUGUUGCACAGAACAUCAUCAUCAAGACGUCGCCGUGCUUCUAGAAGUGCUGCCACAUCUCCCCAAGCUAGAUCCCCAAGAGCAUCUGCACAGGCUUCAAGAAGAGCAUCACUGGCAACUACAGAGACUGAUGAUGAAAUAGAGAUGCCACCGCCUCAAAGGAGUCCAAGAGCUAGUUUAGCUCCUGAUGCUGCACUAGAAACAUAUCACCGAAGUCCGCGCCAUUCCUUAGUUCCAGAAAUAAGAUCAGCUAGAAAUUCAAUAACACCAGAUACAGCCCCUCAAAUUAGAAAUACUCUAGCGCCUAGUAGGAAUAAUUUAUGCGUUGACCUAGCUUAUGGUUCUAGGCUAAGUCUGAACCCACAAGAUUUUAAUAGGAGUCCCCGCAACAGUAUUACUCCAGACAUGUCUGCAAGAAGCCCAAGAAGAAGUUUAGUCCCAGAGGGCACAUCAUGGAAUCAACCUAGAAAUUCCCUUGUUCCUGAUGUAGGUAGAAGUCCAAGGCAUUCAGUAGCGAGUAUACAAAUAGAUCCUGCAAGAAAUCAGAAAGAAUUAGAUUCCAAUCUACGGAUAAGUCCAAGGGGGAAUACACCUGAUGUUCCUGUAAAAAGUAAAGAUCUCCCAGAAAUAAAUAGGAGUCCAAGAGGAUCUUUAAUACCUGACACUCAAAGGAGUCCUAGAGGAAGCAUUGCACCGUCGGAGAGGAGCGCUAGAGGAAGUUUAGUGACUGCUGAUGCUGAUGCUUCCAAAAUCAGUCCGAGAGGAAGUCUUACUUUAACAUUUCAAGAACCUUUGAUUUCAAGGGAAAGGCGAGCUAGCGAAGAUAGUCAAGCAGCAAAUAACCGAGGACGAAGCGUGUCGCCGUAUAGAGCAUCACUAGGCGGUCGUCAAAGUGGAACAGGAGCUUUAUCGGACGCAGGAUCCAGGCGAGCGUCUAGUUCAGUUAGUCAGGUCAGUAUAUUUUUAACAACUAUUUCGUCUUGUAAUUAACGGAUUGUUUUUGUUUUUAAAUUGUAAUUAACUCAAUUGUAACAAUUGAUUUAACUUAACUUGAAUUUAUUGUAAUUUUGUGAAGCAAUGUAUGUUGCAAUGUCCUUGCAGGACACAUGUUGAGGAUCAUUUAUAUGUAAGAACAUAUUUACCAACAUGGAGCAAUAAAUAUUAUGACUAUAAAAAAAAAACUACAAUUACGAAUUUGAAUUGGAACACGAGCGUUGGAUGAGGACCGCGAGCGACUAUGGCUAA
This is a messenger RNA of Diatraea saccharalis (sugarcane borer), 1245 nucleotides long. The record is from the annotation of a GenBank genome assembly. NCBI's taxonomy places the organism in Eukaryota, Metazoa, Arthropoda, Insecta, Lepidoptera, Crambidae.